Messenger RNA from Stylophora pistillata, 1437 nucleotides. RefSeq lists its product as uncharacterized. NCBI's taxonomy places the organism in Eukaryota, Metazoa, Cnidaria, Anthozoa, Scleractinia, Pocilloporidae. The record is from RefSeq and is a predicted model, not a curated record.
UCUACACACGGAUUGGAGUGAAUCCUCCAUCGGGAUUCUCAAACAACAGCAGUCGCUUCACUUCACGUUUGAAACUUCGAGCGUUUUUUCACGGUGAAAUGUCUUCUUCAAAAACUCCAAUUUCUUUUUUGUUAACUUUGGCAGUUUUUUGUUGCUCAGUAGCAAGCUGUGAUUGCAAAUCUAUAACUCAAGCGCUGCAUUUCGAGGAUUACUCAGAGCAUCGAGUAAAAGGAUGCUACUAUAACAACCAGACCUUGGGGAUUUGUUUUGAUAUUGAACAAGGUUCGAUGAAAGUGAUGAAGACAACCGGGCAAAUAAUAGUGUUUUACCAAAAACUUGGUACAAACAUGUUCUAUUACAAGAUUAUAGAUCAAGAUUUCCUAGGGCGCGGUCCAUCAGUGUUUUACGUUCCCAAAGCCAUUCGUAAAGCGUCGCACAGUCUUCGCGAGUUUCUGAACAUGGAUCGGACCACCGAGGAAACACAAGUCGAACUAACGGCGUUAAAAACUCAUUACAAUGAGGCCAUAAGAGAGCUGCGGCAAGAACCGGAAAUUAAACUCCUAGAACGCUUGUCAGCAACACUUGCUGAAAAUGUGACUCAACCGGAUAUGUUAAAGCCAUUUCAUGCCCUGUGUUACAGUAUCCUGAAGACUUCAGACAUUCAGAUCCCACAUGAAUUGAGGGCAACACGCGAUUUUGGAAAUGAAAUUUCUGGGCACCAUAGCACAAGACAAAAGCGCUGUGACUUGUUACUUGAUCCCAGAAAUAAUAAUUGCACUGGUAUGUGUGGUCCAAACUGUUAUUGCUGGUCUUGGGUCUGUGGAGAUUGCUGUUUUCAUCAGGGAUGUCUUGAACACGAUAUAUGUUGUGAGAAAUUCGGCGCUUGGAGUUCUCACUGUGUUUUCCCACUCGGCUUCACUUGUGAAAGUUACAAGGAAUGUUAACGAUAGAAAUGACACAAACUGUCGUUCUUUCUGUGAAACAUGCAUCUUUUGCUUAAAUAAAUUAUACUAUGAUAAUAUUCACAUUAUAAAUUUUAAAUAAUUAUAUAUUUUUCCGUUUCAAAUAAGUUUCAUUUGGGUUAGAAAACAGGAACUCAGAACGCAUCCCUGGUACUUUGCUCUUCAAUCCAGUACACCCCAGCUGACAUCAGUAUGCAUAUUCUCCAUACUGUUAUCCAUGCAUUUCCUGAGGUGCUAACAAGGAGAAUUUGUUUAACAAUCAAGAGCUUCUUUAGUUGGUGAUCAUUCCUUUAUUCUUGUGACUUUUAUGUAUUUUUUAGGGGUGGUAUUGUAAGAGAAAUUAGCAUCAUCCAAUGCACUACAUCUAAAACCCAGAGAUUUUUCUCACAUCACAUCUUGAUACUCAGUGUUACAGUAUCCAAAGCAUUAUUCCAAUGGUUAUGUGUAUGUAAAUAAAGAAAGAUGAUUCUUUUUA